Molecule: messenger RNA, 237 nt
Organism: Insectozyma verbasci
Lineage: Eukaryota; Fungi; Ascomycota; Pichiomycetes; Serinales; Debaryomycetaceae
Source: the annotation of a GenBank genome assembly
AUGGCAAAAAGAUCAGGAUUACAAAGAGAAGUAUUAAAAUUAUAUCGAAUGAGUAUAAGAUGUAUAAAAACUAAACCACCACAAACUAGAGAACAUUGGAGAUCAUUCAUACAUGAAGAAUUUGGAAAAUAUAAAGGAAUACCCAAAAUUCAGUUCAAUACGAUUGAACAUUUGAUAAGAACAGGUUAUAAAAGAUAUGAAAUGUUUUCAAAUCCUCAAAUAAAGGAUAUCCAUUGA